GAUCUUCCUCGUAGGUCACACGUUAACUUAAUCUAACGUUCCAACGGGAUUAGUUUCAUUUCGAUCAAUUCGCUGGAAAUGCGAAACUACGACGCUAACCAACUUCAACAGACUUUAUGGGGACACCGAUCAGCUGAUCUUCCUGAUCUUCCUCGCAGGUCACGCAUUAAGUUUAUCUAACGUUUUACCGGGAUUAGUUUCAUUUUGAUAAGUUCGUUUGAAAUGCGAAACUACGACGCUAACCAAUUUCAACAGACUUUCUAUGGAGACACCGAUCAGUUGAUCUUCGCAGGUCACGCGUUAACUUCAUCUAAGGUUACACCGGGAUUAAUUUCAUUUCGAUAAGUUCACUUUGCGAAACUACGACGCUAUCUAACUUCAACAAACUUUUUAUGGGGACAACGAUCAGUUGAUAUUCCUGGCAGGUCACGCGUUGACUUUGUCUAACGUCCCAACGGGAUUAGUUUCAUUUCGAUAAGUUCGCUUUGCGAAACUACGACGCUAACCAACUUCAGCAGACUUUUUAUGGGGACACCGAUCUGCUGAUCUUCCUCGCAGAUCACGCGUUAACUUUAUCUAACAUUCUACCGGGAUUAAUUUCAUUACGAUAAGUUCGCAAGAAGUGCGAAACUACGAUGUUAACCAACUCAGACAGAUUUUCUAUGGAAACAUUGAAUCAAAACAAACUUUCCGGUUUUGACCAAACAAAGAUGGGAAAUUUCAAGAGAAAUUCAAAAAGAAAUGGUUUGCUUGAAGUGCCCAUCAUGAUCUUCAUCAUUUUCAACCGCUUAUCCCUAUUGAUCCUUCGCCACUUCAGGAAGAUGUUCGGGUUCGAUCCCAAGGCGCUCCUAGGCAAGAUUCUGAAUUUGAUUCAGCCAUCUUGUUCUAGGUCUGCCCCGAGUUCGAAGUCUCCUCACAAUGGCUUGCAUGGCUUUUCUGGAAGUACGCUCAACUACCCAAAUUUCACACAAGUAGAUACACAAUAAAAAUUAAUACUCCAUGGAAAACAUAGGCUGCUAAUUCAAUGGUACCUAUGAUACCAUUCCUUAAACUCGAAAUGAGUCCAAAAGAAUUGAAGCGCAUACAGCAAUUGGUUAAGAUCAGUGGCAAAGACAAUCAGAACCGAUGUUUCCAUAGCUCAAUGGUUAGAACAUUCGCCUGGGUGGAGGCAGGAAUUUUUUUUGAUAACUACUUGAUGAAUUUGGGGUAUCAGUUGUUUUGAAUGGUCACCCGUCUGUGUAAAAAUACAAAAAUAUUCUAAGUAUAGGCCCUUACUGGCUAAAUCGACAAAACGAGACAUCUUUUUAUCGAAACGAUUCAUCCAACUUAUCAUUUUUUAAAAAUUGGCCUAAUCCAGUUCAGGCAUAUUUUGCGCCUUCGAUCGGAAAAAUUAUAUCGGAACGGGCCAAGUUUGGAAAAUACAGCCGGGGCAGUACCACUAUCCAAUUCAGUGUUUUGAUUUUGUUCGGAACAAUUGCAGUAAAGUGGCAUGAAAUGUUGUUCUGUUGUAUUAAUAAAUACAUCACUCGAUUAUGUUUCUUGAUUCAGUCAAGACGUUCUUGGACGAUGUAUGAUUCUAAUUGAUCAGUUGUCGGUAGUCUCGGUAUCUAUGCUUAUUGACAGUUUUAUUCAUUUCCUACUUGCUUAUGUCGCUUACGUACUAGGUCCCUUUGAGAAACAAGGCGUCCACCACGACACCUCUUUAUUGUCAGUGAUUCGCUACCAUUUUUAUGAUUAGAGUAUUAAGGUGGUCCCAAGAUUUAAAAUAAGAUUUUGUCAGGGUCAGUUCUCCAUUUCGGAUUACUGAUGCAUCCAGAUCACAGAUUGGGCCCCUUAUAGGCGCAAAAAUCCUACGUAAGGUCCGAUUCUAGAAAGCCAGUAAUGCCCACAUUCAGUUCAUGGAUUACCAGCCUAAUACCGCCUUUAUCAUUCUUGGCAUUUUAUGAACAGUCCAAUAUUCUAAUUGAUUAAGUUCAAUCUGUAGCUAUGACUAUUGACGUUCAGUUUUACUUUGCGUUUGUAGAUCGGCUCCUUUAAUUGUUUUUGGUCCUUCAGUCAUCAGUGUUAGGCAUUCUUAAGUGUUUAAAUCAAAUUUCUGAGAGUAAUUUUCGAUGAUUCAUGUUUGCUUUAGGCCUCCUCAACCUAACAAUGUUUCUAUGUACCCAGGACUCUUUCAUUUAAAAAAACAGAAAAGGUGCUAAGGAUGUAAAAGACUGAAUAACAUAAUUUAGAACAUUUUUGCAGUUUUAUUACCUGGACUUUUUUUUGUAAAUUUUAUUUGCCUAAAGCUUCCAACUGGUGAAAUUUUUGAAGUUAUUUUCAUGUUUAGACCAUGUGUUAUGCUCUCAAAUUUCUUGAAUAUUUUCAAAAGUUUUAUGUUGCAAAAAAUCUGCAAGACUUACAAAGAGUAACCCUAAUUUUCUGAAAAGAAAGCUCAAUUGAUUUUGUGAUAUUUUCUGAAAAUAAAAAACAAGUAUAAGAAAUAUCAAAUGUACAUUCAAUCAUUCCAACAAAAAGUGGACGAUCUUCAAGGACUUUUUUUUCAACUCUCAAAGUUAUUUUUUUGUAUAAUUUUUAUGCUUAAACGCUAUUUUGCAAAAUAAAAAACAAAAACACAAAUAAUAAUCCCAAUGAAGUCCCUUUAUAUGCAUUACAUUCACAGAGAAGCUUUUCUAUAUUAUGCACUUUCUUUUAAAUUUGCGAGUUACUUUAUACAAGAUCUAGUUGAAUAUAAUUUCUUUUAACAUACCAAAGUAUCACAAGAGAAUGAAAAAUAUUUAUUGAUCGUACCACGUAAUAUAAAGAUAUAAUAUUUGAGGAGAGAUAGAUUAAAAAAAAAAGAUGGUUGAUUUUUUUUAAAGGAGAAAUCGAAUCACAUUCCUUACUUUGCAUUGCAAAAAUAAAUGAGAAAAUUAGUGAGAAAAAAAUAUAUAUUUAUUAAAAAAUUAUGAAUAUGAGAAGAAACUAAAAAAAAAUAUUAAGAUUUCAGAGACCGAAAAUGUAUUUUGUAAAUAAGUAACUGACAUGAAAAAACUAUGAGGAGAGAAUCAUGAAUCUCUUCCCAUCACUAUUGCACUUUAUAUGAAAAAAAAAAAUAUUGUUACUAUAUGGAACUCUAAUUCGAGUAUUUAUUUAAUCAAAUUUUAUCUAAAAAAAAAAACAUUUGUAAUGUGUUUCUUUAGUGAAAAUAUGAGACACUUAUGAGAUGAAAUAGUUAUUAAAUUUGAAAUACAAAACUAGUGUUUACUCUUUCUAUCGGGCGAAACAUGUGACUUUGACAAUUCCGAGUGCAUUUGCUUUGUUAUCAACGUGGCUGCAUCAAGUAAACAACGAGCAAAUCAUUAACAAAUAAUAGUGGAAAACGCUGGUAAUACGAUAUUUACGUGACUUUAAAAGAUUGUUUAAGCACAGGCUCUCUAAAACCAACCUGUAGCAAUUAGUGAUCCUAAAAAUAUUUACAUCAGGAAUAGCUGCAAAUUUCUUGUAUUGCUGCUUCAUUUAAUUCAACGCGUAAUCACUUCUUUCACCUCAAAAGUUCAUUGAUAAUUGACACAAAAGAUUUGGAAAGCUUUUCAAUCACCAUUUAUUUGAAUCUCUCUAAUAUCUUGCUGUCCUGGUAACAAAGACACGACGGUGUGGGCGUUAUGAGAAAGAUGGCAACUGUUAUUGAUGGUGGUUUUGCUACUCAACUUACUCAACAUGUGGGCGAUAAAGUUGAUGGGGAUCCGCUCUGGAGUGCCAGAUUCAAUGCCACAAAUCCAGCAGCUGUGAAGGCUGUUCACGUGGACUUUCUGGAAGCUGGAGCUGAAAUUAUCCGCACGAAUACCUAUCAAGCUUCAAUUGAUAAUUACAAGAAACACUUAGGAAUAUCCGAGGAGGACGCCAUAGCUCUUCUUCGGAGUACAGUUGGGUAUGCUCAGGAAGCUCGAGAUGAUUUCUUGAGGAAGACUGAGAAAGACGAGAAGCCUAGGAUUUUUGGCUCAAUCGGUCCAUAUGGUGCUUGUCUGGCCGAUGGAUCAGAAUACAGUGGAAGUUACAUUAAAAGUACAAAUCCCUCAGUUAUUCGGGAAUGGCACAAGUCUCGUAUCACUGUUAUCCUAGAAGCUGGAGUUGAUGGUUUGGCCAUUGAAACUCUCCCAAGUGCCCUUGAAGGGGAAAUCCUCCUGCAGCUCAUGAAGGAGGACUUCCCUGAUGUGAAAUUCUGGCUUUCCUUCCAAUGUCGCAGUGGUUCUGAGACAGCGGCAGGAGAAAAUUAUCGAGAAGCCAUGCGGAAAAUUUGGCAGAUUGUACAAGGAGACAAGAAAAUGCAGGAGAAAUUUCUGGCUGUCGGAGUUAAUUGUCUCCAUCCAGACAAUGUUGCGUCACUUUUCACUGGUCUCAAUGACCCUAGAGCUCCAGCUGACAGCCAAAUUCCACUGAUUACUUAUCCAAACUCCGGAGAGACUUAUGACGUGGUAAAAAAAAAAUGGAUUCCUGGGCAAGCCCAAGAACCAUUGGAGAGUCGCUUGGAGGAAUGGAUAAAGUUAGGUGUCAGAUACGUAGGUGGUUGCUGUAGGAACUAUGCAAGCGAUAUCAGACGAAUACGCGAGACCCUUGACACUCUCUCGCGACAAUUGGCAUCAACUGAUUAGGGAAUCUUGGUCUGGGAGCGCGAGCAAGUGGGAGACAUCAGUGAGAGGCAUCCAAUUGAAUAACAUCGUAUCAGUCGCAGCUGAGACACUGGCCAGCUGAUCACGCCCGUGCUCCACUCUGCAAUUUAUACAGCUUUUCUGUAGACAAGAUUUAAAUUUAGUUGUUUGAUUAUUUCUCAAUAAAUAUUGCAACAUUUUUCUUUUGUAGUUUUUGCA
This is a messenger RNA of Phlebotomus papatasi, 4847 nucleotides long. RefSeq lists its product as uncharacterized. The record is from RefSeq and is a predicted model, not a curated record. Bases 3645 to 4631 code for a protein of 328 amino acids. NCBI's taxonomy places the organism in Eukaryota, Metazoa, Arthropoda, Insecta, Diptera, Psychodidae. The transcript is spliced from 3 exons. Gene Ontology annotation, molecular function: S-adenosylmethionine-homocysteine S-methyltransferase activity; zinc ion binding. Gene Ontology annotation, biological process: S-methylmethionine cycle.